ACAUCGUGACGUCAUAGAAGCAAACAUGUCGUCCAGUCGGAAAAGGAUCGUUUGUUUACGCUCCGGUCUAUGGGGCAUUUUGUUUUAUUGUGUGUAUUCCCAUUUAAAAAUUGUUGUGGCGGAGGACGCGGACAGCUGCGACAACCUGAGACUUGGACAAUAUUUGUGUAACGAUCCCAAGAUAGACGAGAACACUCAGGAGCCUGAAAACUGCAGAGACACCACAGCUUGGGUGGAGUGUCUACCAGCUCCAAACAUCAUCUGUCGCCUGUCCAAUGGGACGGAGUUCAGGUUCAGUGGGAAGGAGGUGGGCUUUAACAAAACCAUUCCCUGCAGGAAUGUGAGUGGUUACUCAUACAAGGUGGCAGUGGCAUUGUCUCUAUUCCUCGGCUGGCUGGGGGCCGACCGCUUCUACCUGGGAUACCCUGCACUUGGGCUGCUGAAGUUCUGCACGGUCGGGUUCUGUGGCAUCGGAACGCUCAUCGACUUCAUCUUGAUCGCUAUGCAGAUUGUAGGUCCAUCAGAUGGAUCCGACUACAUCGUUGACUAUUACGGUGCCCGCCUGACCCGCCUGUCAAUCACCAACCAGACGUACAGGAAGCCGCACCUGUGAGGUCAUGAGAAGACGCCCGUUUUCAGAUGUCACUUUGUAUAUGAGAGCCAGCAGACUCGACUUGAUGAGAUACUUCUUGUUGUUUCUACUUUACAAAAAGGUGAUAUCGUCACAACAUAUGAUAGCAAUGCACAGAUAGCAUGCCAAUGCACCCUGAGUGGCUGUGAACGGUAUAGUGAUGUCACUAUACAGUAAGUGCUAUGACCUUCUGACAUGAUUGUGAUUCAUGCUGUCUUUAAAAUGUAAAUUAUGUCUUCAAGUUCCUCCAUAAGAAGUAAAAUGUCUUUUUUUUUUAAAGAAACGACUUUAGUUACGUGUAAAGUGUCAUUUGUUAAGUUAUAAAAGUGUAAACAAACUAUUUAAAUCAUGUCCAUGUCGUUUAUUGGACACUAGAGGGCGCUAACACUUAGUGUUGUGCUACAAAAUAGGUCUUUCAUUUUAAUGCUGGAAACAAUUGAAUACAAUCAUUGUAUUUCAAGAUGAAAUGAGCAACAAAUAUAAAAAAAGUCUAUAAUAUUCACUGUGUGUUUAUGUGUGAGCGUAUGAAAAGACAUCCUGUCCCAGCUGGGAAGCAAUUGUUCUUUAAGAAAUAUGUCCAACAGAGUUUGGAAGGUCACAUGACCUGCUACAGGAAGAGGAAGUGCCCUCCCGAGGGAGGAGUCAGCCUGUCAAAGUAAAUGUCAAAAAGAUGAAGAAUCAUAUUUAAACUUCAUUUGAACAACCUUGAAGAUGUGACUUCUCACUCACCUGGCCGCCAACUAGUGUGUACGUGCCGCAUGAAUAAUUCAAGAGCUGAUGACAUCAUCAGCCAUGAUCACACAAGUUGUGUGACCAUUUGUCUUGAUAACCACAUUGCAUGAUGACCUUUGACCUGCCGGAAUCACAGGAAAUGGCAUCCUCAAAGCGCACACACACAGCCUGAGUU
This is a messenger RNA of Dunckerocampus dactyliophorus (ringed pipefish), 1538 nucleotides long. It is a transcript of the gene tm2d1, whose product is annotated as TM2 domain containing 1. The record is from RefSeq and is a predicted model, not a curated record. NCBI's taxonomy places the organism in Eukaryota, Metazoa, Chordata, Actinopteri, Syngnathiformes, Syngnathidae. The transcript is spliced from 6 exons. Bases 26 to 613 code for a protein of 195 amino acids.